ACACACUAAUUUCAGCGUUCCCUCCCCACCGGCCCCACACAAACCAACCUUCGCUCUGUCCCCCUCCGCUGCAAAAGGAGAGGGAGUCUCUGUUCCGGUCCCAAAACUGCUAAGGCGUCUGGGAAGCCGUUUCCAGGAAGUGACGCUAGAUUAAUCCGGAAGUGGCUUUGGCAGCGUGUGGAAGCAAAGGUGAGAAAGAAGAAGAAAGAUAUAAAAACCGAGAGAGAGGGAUUGGCAGAGAAAAACCCGGGGAGAGGGAAGAUGGCUCAGAGGCUUUUGCUGAGGAGGCUUGUGCCCUUGACCCUUAGGAAGACCACUGCCCCAGUGCGAUCUCAGUCCUCAGCAUUCCUGUCAAGCCUGAGCUCCCUCUCCUGGCACGGCACUGGGCCUUCCACCCAACACCAAGCAGGUCCUCCCACCGUCAGAAGGUUUUGUGAAUCUCCAGCUUGCAGUGUCUCCUUCAAUGUACAGAACCAGCUAGAUUUCACUGAUCGAGUCAUCAACAGCAAGAAGCCAGUCUUGGUGGAUUUCCAUGCAAGUUGGUGUGCCCCCUGCCGCAUUCUUGGUCCGAGACUUGAGAAGAUGGUGGCAAAACAGGAGGGAAAGGUCGUAAUGGCAAAAGUAGACAUAGAUGAUCAGACAGACCUCGCCAUUGAGUACAAGGUGACUGUGGUCCCGACCGUAAUUGCUAUGAAGGACGGGGAUGUCGUGGGGAAAUUCGUAGGUGUUAAAAGUGAAGAUGACCUGGAAGUCUUCAUCAAGGAGUUGAUUUGAUGGUGACAGGACUGAUGGCCUGUAAAGGUUUUAUGGGAUGGCUGUGUGACUGUCAUGUGAUCCUCCUUUUUCCAACUACAUGUUUCCCCUGUUUUGUAAAAUAGGCCAGAGAUGCUGCUACUAACCACCUGUCUGGCUGAGAUUCCUGCCACAUUCAAGAGCUAGUAAAUCUUGCCAUAACUGAGGCUGCUGUCUCCUGUCAUCUUCUGAAAUUUUUAACCACUAUCACACACCAAACACAACAGAAUCUACUCCAGCUACCUCGUGGCAGACUCCAGUAGAACCUUGUUUACACCAGCACUACCGCAUUCUACUCUCCAUCCUGUUCUAUCUGCUGUGCUUUACCUCUAGGAGCCAGUGCACAACCUUCAGUUCCACUCCACUGUCCUUCCUCGCUACUCCAACUCCCUCGAUCCUCAUUUUUCUGCAUUUCCUGUAUGUCCGCGCAGUGUUUUCUGAGAAGUUCUCCAUCCUUUCCCAAUGCUGCUCUGUGUCUGACUGCCUUAGCACAGCAUCUUACACCAGACAGCUGAAGAUAAAGAGUUCAUCAUUGAUCAGUGAUCUGAUUUGCAUUGAACAACCUAGCACCGACCAGAAGCUGUUGAGCAGGAGAGGAAAUAUUUGCAGCUGAUGAGCAAGGACAGAAUGUCAAGUGCUGAUAGCUGGCUAUGUGGAUUAUCAGCAGUGACUGAAAGGCCAUGUAGCUGGGAUCAGGCCAGCGAGACAAAGUACAAGGGGAUGUUAGAAAGAUGACAUCUUCCAUUUUUACAAAUAAAUAAAACAAAUCACAAAAUAAAUUCUAGCUCAGCCAUCAGGAUGAAUUCACGUUAGAGUCAGUGACCCGAAUAUUUGCAAAACAUUGCUUCUAAUCUGUCUUCUGUAAAAAGAGGGUUUGAAAUGAAUGCUGACAUAAAAAGUUUCUUUGGUUAAUCAUCCAUUUUAAUUUUCAAUCUGCUGUUUCCUUUUGUCUGAUUUGGGGUUGGGGGCAGUCACCCCUGUGUUGCUAAAAGUGAGUCCUGUUCAUGUUAUCAAUCAUGUAAGCUCUUCUGCCAAACAUUGCCUUAAUGAAUAGGAAAUUAGAAUUUUAACAAAAACGAAGACAGAAUAAUAGAAUUAUGAUUCUAAGGACAGCAGAGAAGCUGUUUAUUUGAAGUCUUGGUUCAUGGACUACUGUAAUGAAUUUAUUCUCUAUAUCCUCUUUCCUCACAUGCCCAAAAACCUGUGGCCUCUGGCAGUGCUUCUGCUGUCGUGUAUGAGGGGAAAUAAAACCUGGCAAGGGAAGAUGGCUUCCUUCCCCUUCCUUCUCCAUUGUGGCUCUGGCAGGUUACCCACUUGAAUAAUUCAUGGCUGAGAGAAUUGUAAGGCAGAGGUUGCACCCUCCCACCCUGGUACAGUGUGCCUGUAUAGGGUACCACCUGGCUGCAGUUUGUAUUAUGGAUCCAUGAAUUAGUUUACAGGGGGCACUGCUAAGUAUAGUGCUUGGCCACCAGGCACACCUAGCCCCCAGUUCAAUCCUUCCUCUACUGAAGUCACUGAUCCUAGGCAUGGCCACAGCUGCAGUGGGCCUCAGUGUCCCUGGGCUAAGGAGAGGACAAAUAAAGCUGGUGAUUCCCUGUGGUGUAACCCUUGGUUAAAUAACCUGCUGAGGCUUGCAGUCUGAGCACAUCUUUGAAGAAUGGCCAUGUGAACAAUGCACUGGGAGGGAUGGAGAGAAUCGGCUUGAUCUGAAAAUAUAAAGCUCUACUUUAACUGCUGUGUCCUUGGCGUAUGUCACUCUUCCAGCAGUGCCUACCCAAUCAGUAAGUAUUCUGAAUUUCGGUCAAAUCAGAUUGUGAAUGGCAGGUUAAAACAAGAUGUAACCCUGAAUUAUGUCCAGUGCAACAAAACUGGGUGUGUUGCAUGAUUUGGUGGGGCUUACUGAAUUUUUUUUAAACGCAGUAGCUAGGUGAAGGCUAAACAAAUUUUGAGUAAAAAAAUAUAAAUCUAAGUUUAAAUGGUGCUUAAAAUAGAAUCAGCAUACUCAACUCCUGGUCCCAUUGUUUUCCUUUUCAUUUUGCUCAGCUGGUCCUCACUUUGUCCCUCACAGCAGCUGCAAUUUAUAGGAAAGCAGUAUGAUGAUUUCGGUAGUUUUCCUCUGCUGUUGGUUCUGUGCUGGAGCUAACAGCACAGUGAGGGAUCACAUGGACAUCCUGCCACACUGCACACAAUGUGAGUAAUCUCCUGCAUACUGUGCUCCAAAAUAAUAAAGUAUAACCAAUUUCUUAAAUAAAACUUUAGCUGGAAUGAGGCUUCAGAUCUCCUGCUGAAUAAACUGGUCAUGUUUCAGGAAGCUGAUGGCCGGGUGUUAGGGGAGCUCUCUGCCCAAGUCUGAAAUCAAAAUGAUGAAUGUUCAAUCAAACCUGGUACAUCAAUGUACUGUCUGCUGCAACUUUAGCUAAUGACAUUUACCGUAACAUGUUAAAAACAAAAUCAUGAAAUGUUGGUGGGACUGAGGCCAUCACUGCAAACCCAGUUGGAUGGAACUCAUUAAAGGUAUAAUCAGCAUUGAAGCAUUUUACAGGUUGGAAAGGAACUUGGUUUUAAUCACCAAUCUUGACUGAGUUGAUUGAGCUCCAGGAGAACAAUAUUGUUCCCAUAAAACUGGCUUCAGCAACCUGAGUCAGAGGAUGGGGUGAAGUGUUGGGGGUUGGAAGUCGAAAUGGGCCAGGAUUGGAGCCCUGAUCACUUGUCAGUUACUCUGCUGAAUAAUGCUUUUACCUUUAAGUGGGCUGAGGGAAAGAUCAAGCUCAACUGCAUGAUCCCAAUAGGUUUCUGGCAGUCACUAAGCUUGUACUGAAUGUCUGUACCAAUGGAAUCUGAGACAGAAAUGGGCCAUUUAGAGUGGCAAGUACUAUUGUGGGUCUAAACCUUUGGUCUGCCUGACCACAGCUCCCGAUUACCAGUGCUUUUUGUGAAAUGAUUUUCGUGUAGGUAACACUGGGCUCCAAGCAAAUGUCUGACCAUGAGGAACUGCUCAAUGAUGGCCUCUGGUUUAAGUUUAGUUGGGGAGAGAUUCAUGAGCCAAUAAUGGAGGGCCAGAAGUUAGUUUUUGAAAAACUUCUUGGGAGGCUUGAAGUGGACUGGAGCUGCUAUGUUUUUGGUAUUUGAAUUUAGCCCCCUGUUCUAAAAUGCUGUGUCUUUUCAUGUGUGGGUUUGGUUGCUUCUCUUCCUCAUAGUUUGCACCUGAUAAAUGCCAUACUCUGAAUUUUACUGGUAUCAGACACCCAAGCACCUUUCCAACAGCACCUGGCAUUGUUCCAUUACUCCCCUCUCCUGGUGCAUACUUCCCCAAUACUGAGUCACAGAUCUUUGUCACAAUCUGAAGAUUCCCUUUGCAGCAAAUAAGCAUGGGUUGGGAUGGGGCUGAGGAGUUUAAAACGUUUAAAUUCAUUGUCGAAUUGAGCUUCUUUACCUGUGAUUCACACGCUGCUGCCUUUGUAACCAAAUUCUGACUUCAACUAUUUAAAUCUUACCACCAAUGUAACAGAUUAUUAUAAAUAAAUUUUCACAGCAAA
Molecule: messenger RNA, 4328 nt
Organism: Carcharodon carcharias (great white shark)
Lineage: Eukaryota; Metazoa; Chordata; Chondrichthyes; Lamniformes; Lamnidae
Gene: txn2
Product: thioredoxin 2
Exons: 4
Coding region: 262-774 (170 amino acids)
Biological process (GO): cell redox homeostasis
Cellular component (GO): mitochondrion
Molecular function (GO): protein-disulfide reductase activity
Source: RefSeq, a predicted model, not a curated record